This is a messenger RNA of Magallana angulata, 438 nucleotides long. Its product is annotated as mannose-binding protein C-like. NCBI's taxonomy places the organism in Eukaryota, Metazoa, Mollusca, Bivalvia, Ostreida, Ostreidae. The record is from RefSeq and is a predicted model, not a curated record. Bases 1 to 366 code for a protein of 121 amino acids. The transcript has 4 exons.
AUGAACAAUGAGCAGCACGGUUUUAAGAAUUCUCCGUUAUUAACAAGUUUCCAUAUUUUCUGCAGAGAUCAGGGAACAACCCUGCUUCAGAUCAACGAUGAUGAUGAAAACAAAUGGCUUACAAAGAAUUUUCCAAAUGUCGAAUACCGGAUUGAUUUUACUGACAUUGGUACGGAAGGAAAAUGGGUGACAUUAUCUACCGGGAAAAGUACAUACACAAGUUGGGAUCGUGGACAACCAGAAAACUGGAGGGGUGAUCAGGACUGUGCCAACAACAAUUAUUCUAAACGACUUGGACGAUGGGACGAUACGAAGUGUAACGGCACGUAUCAAGUCAUGUGUGAAGCAUCAGGUUCUGAAUUCUAACCAUGGAGAGACUGAACUUAUUAAAAUGUUAGAACACCAUAAAAAGAAUAAAAAAGAUUUGAAAUCAAACAA